Clupea harengus (Atlantic herring) is the source of this 3767-nucleotide messenger RNA. It is a transcript of the gene dhx36, whose product is annotated as DEAH-box helicase 36. Gene Ontology annotation, cellular component: cytoplasm; intracellular anatomical structure; nucleus. NCBI's taxonomy places the organism in Eukaryota, Metazoa, Chordata, Actinopteri, Clupeiformes, Clupeidae. Gene Ontology annotation, molecular function: G-quadruplex DNA binding; RNA helicase activity; DNA helicase activity. The record is from RefSeq and is a predicted model, not a curated record.
GUCAUCACUGUGCGAUUUUUCUACUGUCUCUUUUCCAGAGAGCUAGUCAGAAGUAAACACAUGAUUUAGCCUUUACUAUUGAAUUAAAUUAUUGGAAUACUUUUUUUUUCAUUCGAAAACCAACAAUACCUCAAUAUACACUCUCUUUUUUUCUGCUCAAUCCUUUAUCGGCGUCACGGAUGUACGUCUCUCUGUCAAGCGUUUCAUCUUGUUAGCAAGGUGAUGAACUGUUUAGGCAGCAAACAGGCGUGCAUACCUGUGAAGUUAACUCUUGAACUAUCUUGAAGCUAACUGGUUAUCAACAGAAUUCGGCCAAAGAUAAUUCAUGCUAAGGGCACCUCACGUGUACUUACGAAAAGGAAAGGGAGCCGUUGCACUGCUGUGGGCGGUAUGAGUUAUGGUCAUGGUGGCAGAAGAGGCCGAAGAGGAGGUCGCAGGUUUGGCGAUGGGAGUGAUGAAAGAUGGGAGCGAGGAGCAGGGCAAAGUAGCGGAGGUUAUCAGAGGAACUCCGGCUGGGAAUCACGGGAGGAUCAGGGCCGUGGAGGCGGUGGCCCACGGGGUAAACACCCGCCACAUCUGAAAGGCAGAGAGAUUGGCUUAUGGUACGCCAAAUCCGGUGGUGUCAAAAGAUCCGAACAGGAGAGGAAAUCAAGGGCCGUGGUUCAGAUGGAUCAGUCAAGAGAGCAACACAUCACUGAACUACUAAACUCAGUUCAACGAGUGCCACCCGGAGCUGGCAUGAAAACGGACGCCUCCACAUCACAGUGCUGGAGAUCUAAGCCAGAGGAGAGCAGCCACAGUUACUUUGAUGGGGAUGAACCUCCGGAGGAAGUACCUAAGAUAAAAACCGAAAUUAAAGAAGAAAAGCAAGAAACUGAAAUGAUCAGCGCCAAAGACCUUGAAUACCUGUUUCAGGACAUUAUACGCAAACCAACCCUUGACCAAGAGCUCAAGAAAGACUUGCAGCUAAAAAGGGCUGACUCUAAGUAUUUGGAUAUGUUGAAAUUCAGGGAAAAACUUCCAUCAUAUGGAAUGAGAGAGGAGCUGGUCCAGCUAAUCCAGGCCAACCAGGUUGUGGUGGUGAGCGGUGAGACUGGAUGUGGGAAGACCACUCAGGUCACACAGUUCAUCCUGGACAGUUACAUCGAGAGAGACAUGGGGUCCCUCUGCAGGGUGGUGUGCACCCAGCCACGCCGCAUCAGUGCUAUCUCGGUUGCAGAGAGAGUGUCUUCAGAGCGUGCUGAGAGUGUGGGCAAUGGAAACUCUUGUGGAUACCAGAUUCGACUUCAGAGCCGGUUACCACGGAAACAAGGCUCUGUUUUGUAUUGUACGACGGGCAUUAUUCUUCAGUGGCUCCGCUCCGAUCAACACCUGUCCAGCAUUAGCCACCUGGUUCUGGAUGAGAUCCAUGAGCGGAACCUACAAUCUGAUGUUCUUCUCACUAUUGUGAAGGACCUGCUGUCGGUCCGAGAUGACCUGAAGGUGGUUCUCAUGAGCGCUACACUCAAUGCAGAAAAAUUCAGCAAGUACUUUGGUAACUGCCCAAUGGUUCAUAUUCCUGGCUUCACAUACCCAGUCCAGGAGUACCUGCUGGAGGACGUGCUGGAGAUGCUCAGAUACCAGCCUCAGAAAAAGGAGCGCAGGCCCAGGUGGAAGCGGGGCUUCAUGCAGGGCCAAGUGUCCCGCCCAGAGAAGGAGCAGAAGGAGGCCGAGUACCGGGAGAGCUGGCCCUGCUACGCACGCACCCUCAGGGAUAAGUUCUCAGACAGCACCAUUGACGUGAUGGAGAUGAUGGAUGACGAUGACAAAAUCGACCUGGAAUUGAUCGUGGAACUCAUUAGACAUAUUGUGAUGAAAGAGGAUGAUGGGGCCAUUCUGGUCUUCCUGCCUGGCUGGGACAACAUUAGUGGUCUUAAUGACCUUCUCAUGGCUCAGCAGAUGUUCAAGUCAGAUAAGUUUGUGAUAAUUCCACUCCAUUCUCUCAUGCCCACGGUCAACCAGACAAUGGUCUUCAAAAGACCUCCACCUGGAGUCCGGAAGAUUGUGAUAGCCACUAACAUUGCUGAAACCAGUAUCACUAUAGACGACGUGGUGUAUGUAAUAGACGGUGGCAAGAUUAAGGAGACGCACUUUGACACCCAGAACAACAUCAGCACCAUGACGCCGGAGUGGGUGAGCCUGGCGAAUGCCAAGCAGAGGAAAGGUCGCGCUGGCAGGGUGUCUCCAGGAAAGUGCUACCACCUGUACAAUGGCCUGCGGGCAAGCCUGCUGGACAGCUACCAGUUGCCCGAGAUCCAGCGCACCCCACUGGAGGAACUGUGUCUCCAGAUUAAGAUUCUCAAGCUGGGCUCCAUAGCCUCUUUCUUGCUUAAUGCUUUGGACCCCCCUUCUGAGAAGACCAUCCAGCUGGCCAUAACACACCUCAUUGACCUGAACGCUCUUGACAGAGAUGAGGAGCUGACUCCUCUGGGCUUCCAUCUGGCUCGUAUGCCGGUGGAGCCGCACAUUGGCAAGAUGAUUCUGUUUGGGGCUCUGCUCGGCUGCCUGGACCCAGUGCUCACCAUCGCCGCCAGCCUCAGCUUCAAGGAUCCCUUCUUCAUUCCUCUGGGAAAGGAAAAGCUAGCAGACAACAGGAGGAAAAUCCUUUCCAAGAACACCAAGAGUGACCAUCUCACUAUUGUGAAUGCAUUCUGGGGCUGGGAGGAUGCCAAGCGGCGAGGAUACAGAUAUGAGAAAGACUACUGCUGGGACAACUUCCUCUCCGCCAAUACACUCCAGAUGCUUCACAACAUGAAGAGCCAGUUUUCUGAGCACUUGCUGACUGCCGGCUUUGUCAGCUGCAAGGACCCCAAGGACCCGAGCGCCAACAUCAACUCAGAGAAUGAGAAACUCAUCAAAGCAGUCAUUGUAGCUGGUUUGUAUCCGAAAGUGGCCAAGAUCCGGGCUGGCCUAAACAAGAAGAGGCCCACGCCGCCAAAGGUGUACACUAAAUCAGAUGGAAAAGUGUGUAUUCAUCCCAAGUCCGUAAAUGCAGAGGAGACCCAGUUCCGCUACACGUGGCUCAUUUACCACUUAAAAAUGAAGACUUCCAGUAUAUUCCUGUAUGACUGCACAGAGGUGUCUCCGUUCUCCCUGCUCUUCUUCGGCGGGGACAUCUCCAUCCAGAAGGACCAGGAUCAGGACACCAUCGCUGUGGACGAAUGGAUCGUCUUCCAGUCUCCAGCACGCAUCGCCCAUUUAGUCAAAGACCUAAGGAAGGAGCUGGACUUCCUCCUGGAAGAGAAAAUCAAGAACCCAAAGCCAGUGAACUGGAGCAACCGCAGCUCCAAAGACUGUGCAGUCAUCUCCGCCAUCAUUGACCUGAUCACCACACAGGAGGCUGACAACAGGAGUGGCUACACAGACAGGAGCGGCUACACAGACAGGAGCGCUGCCCCUAGAGGCGACGACUGGUAUGACCAGUGAGCUAGCGGACAGGACAUUGAUAGAAGUAGAAGUGACCAGUGCUCGUCCAGCCAUGGACCCUCAGCCCCAUCUCUGCUUAUUCUAUUGUGAAACACAAGAACGCACACCUGAAAUAAAUAUCAAUGCAACUUCUGGGAUUAGGUAUUAAGUCUUUGAUCCAUACAAAAUGCCUAUUUAUGAUCAGUGUAAAGACUUUCAGUAGUUGUUUAAGAACUGUCAGUGUCAUUUUUUGAAUGGUUUUGAUGAAACUGAAUUAUUAAAGAUGACCCAUGUGAAUGUGCAAUAAACCUCUUGACAUGCUA